AUGGCGUCUCAUGCUGCGAUGCUUCUGAAUCCCAAGGGCUCCAAAAGACAAGCUCAAAGCAAUGGUAAUCCUCCCUUUUCUUCUUCCCCAGCGAGUGAUUUGCCUCCCAUGGAUGCUGUCGAUAUGCCCCGCGAGGUUGUCCCGGACAACUCUGAGUCUAUGAAUUAUUCUCCUGCGCUUCCUUCUCCUGAUUCUCUUGGUUAUUCUUCGCAUGCUUCUUCGCCCCCUUGUGUGGCUACAAUGGAUACCUCGGCCACGCCUAGAGACCUUCUUGACGCACCUGAGGCUCUUGUCCAUCUUGACACCCAGAUGGAUACUCGGGACAUGUGUACAAACAUGAUGCAUCCAGCUGAAUCUUGUGUCGCUUCUACCCCUCAGAUGGAUACAUCGGUUAUGCAUGCGAAGUCUCUUGGCCCGAACCCCAUGAUUCUCGACCCCACGGAUUCCCAAGGCUUACUUUUGGAAGGUCUAGGAAAAAAACAGGGAAAUGGUUCAUCUCCUGCCUCUCCCAUGGCCCCCACAGGCACUGCAGCCGCUACACACUUUCAUGAACCCACCAUUCACACCUCUCCAAGUGUGCCGUCGGGAGUCUCAACCCCGGCUGUGAAGUCUGAAUCCAGUCUGGCAGUGCAGUUCAGCACCACCCAUGAUGAAGACAACGAAAGCGACACCAAAAGAAGUCACCACGAGAUGACUGAUGAGGAGGAUAUUGUCCACCGACCCAAUUUGAUCGAAGACAUCUAUGGCGUUGAAAAGCGGAAGAACAAACUAACGAAAAAAAUAAAAACUGAGCAUGACGUGGAAGAGAAACCGAACAUGGCCACAGCGCAGGUCUCGAUCUCUGGAGAUAGCGGGCUUGGGAAGUGGAUGAAAGAGGAGGAUGCGAAACCAACCCCAAUCUCCACUACACCCAGCGUUGUGGAUUUGACAGCAGACCCUGCGGAUACACCUAAGGACGAUGACGAAGUCCUAUGCACUGGUUCAACAGAUCUCAGCACCCAGCGUGUCUGCUUCGGUAAAGUCGAAAAUGCACUGGUUUGUGCCCAUACGGUCCCAAAACCAGGUGCCUCCGUAUUUACCGACUGGUCGCACGCUUGGCCGUCAAUCAAAUUAGAGCUGCAACGCCAACCGGUUCAGGGAAAUUUUCAGAUUGAGGUCGCGGACCCCCACGGUAAAGUUUUCGGUACAAUUGACCCUAAAACGGCGCGAGGACUGGUUCCGCUCAUGGACUCCAAAAUGAACACCAUCGAAGUGACGGGCUUAUUAGAUAUCCGGAGAGCCUCGCCCAAUGAAGUAAUUUGGGCUCCUAUCUCAGGGAUGUGGCGUGCAACCCUCAAUAUCUAUGGCCAAAGAAAGCACGCAGAGGCUGUCGGGAACUUCCUAUCCCACCGCAACAUCUGGCUAGGAACUCCGAAUUCCGUGGACAAAGGAACUACUGUGUUCAAUCCACACGCGGAGAGCCGUCGCCAACUUGCCGCCGCAACCGCUGCCGCCAACAACGCCGGGCGGUCUCGCCCAGGGCCAACCGUCCGAUAUGAAGCGCGAACUGUCGAAGAAGCCAAUGAUGCAGUCAUGAAAAUGUUCGACCAGCUCGCUAACGCCAACAUUCCGACGAUGGAGCCGUCUCAUCACGUCAUCACACCAAUGCUGCAUCACCAAAAGCAAGCGCUUUGGUUCAUGACAGAGAAAGAAAAGCCGCGCAAAUACGGCCGAAAAGAAGAAGAUAACAAUUCCUUGUGGCGAAUGGAACGUACACCUAAUGGGAAGACUCAAUACCGCGAAAUCAUCACUGGAAUGAUCUCAGAGCAAAAGCCCGAGGAGGCUCUAGGGGGCUUGUUGGCCGACAUGAUGGGCCUGGGAAAGACCCUGAGUAUUCUUUCGUUAAUCACGUCAUCGCUUGGGUUAGCUGAAGACUGGACUGAGAUGGCUCCUGAUCCUGCCCUUGUUCGCCAAGUUCCUGGAAUUCGCAACACACGGACAACACUAUUAGUUGUUCCGUUGAGUGCAGUCAGCAACUGGACGACACAGAUCACAGACCAUCUUAAGCCACGCUCCAUUAGCUAUUACAUCUUCCACGGUCAAUCGCGCAUCACUGAUUCCAGCCUGCUUUCCGAGUACGAUAUCAUUAUCACGACAUACAGCACCAUUCUCAGCGAGAUCUCAGGGCGUGGCGCCAAAAAAGGAAAACUCAGUCCUUUGGCGAAAAUGAACAUGUUCCGGAUUGUUCUUGACGAAGCUCAUAUCAUCAGAGAACAAAAUGCGGCACAGACCAAGGCGAUUCUUGGGCUUAACUGCGAGCGUCGGUGGUCUGUUACUGGAACCCCAAUCCAAAACCGCAUGGAAGAUCUUCUCUCUGUGACCAGGUUUUUACGGAUCACGCCAUACGACCAAAGAAGCCAGUUUUCCCAACACGUAUCUAGCCCGGUGAAAAAUGGUGAUCCCAAUGUGCUUGCCAGGUUGCGAGUUCUCGUGGAUUCAUUCACCUUGCGCAGAGUCAAGGACAAAAUCGAUUUGCCGCCCCGGACAGACAAUGUCAUCACACUGAAAUUUACCGAGGAAGAACAGCAAUUGCAUGACUUCUUCCGCGCAGAAUCAAAUGUCAUGAUGAAUGUCAUUGCCGGUGAGCACAAACGCACGAUGGGUGGCCGGAUGUAUCACCAUGUUUUGAAAGCCAUGAUGAUUCUCCGCCAAGUCAGUGCACACGGGAAAGAGCUUCUUGACGCUUCAGACCGGGCGAGAGCCAAGGGAUUUUCUGUCAACGACGCAAUUGACUUGGAGGAGGGCGAACCGGACACAACCCCGGCAGCCAUGGACAAGAAGGCAUAUGAAAUGUUCGCCUUGGUUCAGCAAGCCUCAACCCCCCGAUGCUGCACUUGUAAUCGAGAACUCAAUGAACCUUUGAAUUCAAUGGGGGCUGUCGCCCGUGACUCUCCGAUGGCUAUUGUCCUACCAUGUUUCGAUAUUUUCUGCCCCGAUUGCUUCUCUGGCUGGAAACAAGCAUUCGAUUCGAGUCCCGACACCCAGAUCCCUUGUCCCAGGUGCGAAGGCUGGAUUCACUUGAGAUACUCGACCAUCACACCUGCUGGCUUUGAAAAAUAUGUGGCCCAACAGGAAAAUAACCGGCAAACCCGGAAGCUGGGCAAGAAUCUGGGCGAAUACGAAGGACCACACACCAAAACGAUUGCACUAGUCAACUACCUCAAGGAAAGUGUUGAAGACAGCAAGAAGCUUGAAGGCGAGUCGCCUAUCAAGAGCGUUGUGUUCUCUGGAUGGACCUCGCACCUGGAUCUUAUUGAGAUCGCCUUGCAGAACAAUGGGCUUGACGGGUAUACCAGACUUGAUGGUACCAUGGGCAUUCCAGCACGCACCAAGGCGCUCGAGGAAUUUGCUAAGAAUGACAAUAUCAAAAUUCUUCUGGCAACCAUUGGUGCGGGUGGUGUGGCUCUGAAUCUAACCUCUGCGUCGCGUGUUUUUAUCAUGGAGCCCCAGUACAACCCAGCUGCCGUUGCUCAAGCGUUUGACCGUGUUCAUCGUCUCGGCCAAAAACGCCCUGUGCAAACCUACCAAUUCGUCAUGAAGGGCAGCAUUGAGGAGAAGAUAAUGGACCUCGCCAGGAAGAAGCAAGAGAUGGCCGAUACGAGCCUGAAUCGUGUGAAGCAAAGCAAGCGAGAGACCCAGGAAGAUCGCAUGCGUGAAUACCGCAAUCUUUUCAAAUAG
Molecule: messenger RNA, 3717 nt
Organism: Penicillium crustosum
Lineage: Eukaryota; Fungi; Ascomycota; Eurotiomycetes; Eurotiales; Aspergillaceae
Product: DEAD/DEAH box helicase
Exons: 3
Coding region: 1-3717 (1238 amino acids)
Molecular function (GO): ATP binding; ATP-dependent chromatin remodeler activity
Source: RefSeq, a predicted model, not a curated record